AGCUGGUCCCGUUGCUGCUGCCUGCAGCUCCUUCCUUGACUUGCCAGCAUGGGCUCCUUUGCCCCGGGGGCUGCCGCUCAGGAGCUUCUGCUGCCGCCAGAUUGGGACAGGGCUCAGUUUUUCACUGCCAUCCACUGGAUCCAAGCUGUCACGGCUACUUUGAGCAUCAUGGGGUCGAGCUCAAUUAUCGGCUACACCAUAUUCCGGAAUACCACCAGAUCCCCUGAGGUGCGCCCUCUGGUCUACCUGAGCCUCUCCGAUCUCUUUCUGGGGUUGUGCUGGCUCACGGGGGCCCUCUUCUACAGCAGAGAAGCAUCCCACCCAACUAGAGAAGGCACCAUCUGCUACAACUUGCAAGCCACUGGACAGAUCUUCUAUGUCGCCUCUUUUCUGUACACAGUGAAUUACACCUGGCAGCUUUACAUGGAUUUGAAAGGGAAAUUCAACCAGCACUUACAUGGCCAGAUGCCACAGAUGUUGAAGUAUUCAACUCACCUUGGCCGAAUAGCUAUCGUUUUCUCUAGUCUCAUCCCGAUAUUCCUGAUGGCGCCUGUUUUGGGACUAGGCAACCACUUUCAGUGUUCUCAGAACUUCACCGCCGAACAUGGGUGCCUCCUGUUGCACAUGGAAAACAUGCUCAGCCCCAGAUCCCAGCAUGUCACCUGCACCGUGCUGUGCUUGUACAGCACUGGAGUUUUCCUGGUCUCGUUUACGGUCAGCUUCCUUGCAAUUCUGACGUUGCUCAUCCGAGCCAGGAUGUUGUACAAGCGGUUUGUGAACUCGAUGGGCUACGUCGGCGACCAACAGUGGGAGAUGUUGAAGGUGGUGGAGCAAGCCGUGGCUCUGUACCCUGUGGUGUUUUUCUGCUGCUGGGGCCCAGCCUUUAUCCUCGGCAUAGUCAAGCUGGCACGUAUAGACCACGCCAGCGUUUACAUGGCCCUUUAUGUUCUAGAGGCCCUGACCGCCUCUUCCCAGGGGUUCCUGAACUGUGUGGUUUACGGCUGGACCCAGCACAUGUUCCACUGUGUGAAACGCAAGGCUUGCCGUGAUGUCGACACCCAGACGCCCCUCCUGCGCUCCCAGAAGAGGUUCUACGCCAGCACCCUCCCAGCCCGCCCGCAGGCGGUGGCUGAGCCCUCCUCCCCUUCCACAACCACGGUGUUAUGAAUGGGAGGCGGACCUUCGAACUCUCCUCUUCCACCUGUCCUGCCUCGAGGCUCUUUGCUCAGCAAGGCCGGCUUUGCUUUCUACAUCCUG
Pseudonaja textilis is the source of this 1257-nucleotide messenger RNA. It is a transcript of the gene TMEM116, whose product is annotated as transmembrane protein 116. Gene Ontology annotation, biological process: adenylate cyclase-activating G protein-coupled receptor signaling pathway. Gene Ontology annotation, cellular component: plasma membrane. Lineage: Eukaryota; Metazoa; Chordata; Lepidosauria; Squamata; Elapidae. The record is from RefSeq and is a predicted model, not a curated record. Gene Ontology annotation, molecular function: G protein-coupled receptor activity.